This is a messenger RNA of Gracilinanus agilis (Agile Gracile Mouse Opossum), 397 nucleotides long. Its product is annotated as glucose-induced degradation protein 8 homolog. Gene Ontology annotation, cellular component: cytoplasm; nucleus. The record is from RefSeq and is a predicted model, not a curated record. Gene Ontology annotation, biological process: proteasome-mediated ubiquitin-dependent protein catabolic process; positive regulation of canonical Wnt signaling pathway. NCBI's taxonomy places the organism in Eukaryota, Metazoa, Chordata, Mammalia, Didelphimorphia, Didelphidae. Gene Ontology annotation, molecular function: protein binding. The transcript has 2 exons. The annotation marks the transcript as partial.
AUAUUUUUCUAUUUCAGAGGGGUUUAAGGAAGCUGCUGAAAAGUUUCGGAUGGAGUCUGGAAUUGAGCCCAGUGUUGAUCUAGAAACACUAGAUGAACGAAUCAAAAUACGAGAGAUGAUAUUGAAAGGUCAGAUUCAGGAAGCUAUUGCAUUGAUAAAUAGCCUACAUCCAGAGCUCUUAGACACAAAUCGGUAUCUUUAUUUUCAUUUACAGCAACAACAUUUGAUUGAACUGAUUCGGCAGCGUGAAACAGAAGCAGCCUUGGAAUUUGCACAGACACAGUUAGCAGAACAAGGAGAAGAAAGUAGAGAAUGCCUGACAGAAAUGGAACGCACUUUGGCUUUGCUUGCCUUUGAUAAUCCUGAAGAAUCACCCUUUGGAGAUUUGCUUAAUAUG